AUGUCACACAACUUUGAACCCAUCCAAAAUGAUCUUAUUUUGCGAGCCGCCCGGGGAGAGGAAGUGGAACGGGCACCUGCGUGGGUGAUGCGUCAAGCUGGGAGAUAUUUGCCGGAAUAUCAUGAAGUUAAAGGUGGGAACGACUUCUUUGAGUGUUGUCGAUCACCAGAUAUCGCCUCGACUCUUACCUUGCAACCAAUUGAGCGCUUUGCUGGCCUCAUUGACGCCGCCAUUAUAUUUUCUGAUAUCCUUGUCAUUCCACAGGCUAUGGGCAUGACUGUUGAAAUGAUUGACAAGAAGGGACCUCAUUUCCCUGAGCCACUCACGUCGCCAACCGACGGCCGGUAUGAAACUGUCAUGAAAAAGGAAGUGGACGUUGCCAAGGAGCUGGAUUAUGUCUACAAGGCCAUAACCAUGACCAGGCACAAGCUGAAAGGCCGCGUUCCGCUAAUUGGCUUUUGUGGGGCGCCAUGGACUCUUCUCUGCUACAUGGUAGAGGGUGGCGGCAGCAAGCUCUUCAUUGAAACAAAGACUUGGGUAUUUAGACAUUCGCAAGCAAGCAAGGACCUUCUCCAAAAGAUUGCCGAGGUUUGCGUUGAACAUCUUGCUCUUCAAGUCAAAGCAGGCGCACAGAUGGUCCAAGUUUUUGAUUCUUGGGCAGCCGAGCUUUCUCCAGCUUCGUUCAGACAAUUUUCUCAGCCAUAUUUGGCUUAUAUCUCAGCAAAUUUGCCCAAAAGACUUGCAGAGAUGCAGCUCGACCCUGUUCCGAUGAUAGUCUUUGCCAAAGGCGCUUGGCAUGCUCUUGAAGCUCUUUGUGACCUGGGCUACGACGUUGUUGGACUAGACUGGCUGCAAGAUCCGGCCGCGGCCGUCAAAAUUAGAGGUGAUAGGUCUGUUGUCUUUCAAGGCAAUGCUGACCCAGGGAUUCUUUACGGCACGAAGGAUGCGAUUACGUGUGCAGUUACGAAAAUGGUUGAUGGAUUUUAUGGUGGUGGGAAAAAGGGAUGGAUCGCUAAUUUGGGUCAUGGGAUCACACCAAAGGUGAAUCCGGACGACCUCAAGUUCUAUUUUGAGGAAAUCCGUCGAUUGACGGCCAGCUAG
Pseudogymnoascus destructans is the source of this 1101-nucleotide messenger RNA. It is a transcript of the gene HEM12, whose product is annotated as Uroporphyrinogen decarboxylase in heme biosynthesis. The coding region runs from base 1 to 1101 and encodes 366 amino acids. NCBI's taxonomy places the organism in Eukaryota, Fungi, Ascomycota, Leotiomycetes, Thelebolales, Thelebolaceae. The record is from RefSeq and is a predicted model, not a curated record. Gene Ontology annotation, cellular component: cytosol. The transcript has 5 exons. Gene Ontology annotation, biological process: heme biosynthetic process. Gene Ontology annotation, molecular function: uroporphyrinogen decarboxylase activity.